AUGAAGAUGUCGUCGAGGUCGUCUUUGUUGACCAUUACCUCCCCAGCCAGAGCAGCAGCGGCGAGGACGAGGACCCGCGCUCGUUUCUCCCGGCAAGCCAGGGCCGCCCGCAAGGCGCUUCGGCGAGAGGACGUGAUGUCUCGCGGGACAUCAGUGUUGUGGCGUGGCGACGGCAGCAACAACGGUGGAACGACUACGGAGGGUAAGGAAGGGGAGGAGGCAAGGGAUAACCGUGACGACUUUAAGGUCGCCAACACCCCUAACGGCUCGGUCGAGGCCUCUCAGAGCCAGUCCUGGUCGUUGUCCGCGGAGAUCGUUCAACGACCGCAACAGCGGCAGCAGCAGAAGCAACAGGAGCGAUUUUCGACCCUUAUCGGAAUGAACCGCAUCGUGUCCGAUAUCCGGACGGUGAGGAGGGCCUACAAGACCGACGCGUUCCGCUUGAGGGUGUGGCGAACGUCAGCUUGGCGGCAAGGCGAGGUGGCUGGGACGGGAGACUAG
Messenger RNA from Ectocarpus siliculosus, 501 nucleotides. NCBI's taxonomy places the organism in Eukaryota, Phaeophyceae, Ectocarpales, Ectocarpaceae. The record is from the annotation of a GenBank genome assembly.